CGCACCAUUCUUCUGCGCAUUCAGUGAAAUUCAGAAGUAGCUUUUAUACGCGAGAUUCAGAAUAUCCUACGCGUUAUUGCAUUUUGUCACUUGAAACAUAUAGACGUAUCAGUUUUAAUUUUCCAGCUGCAUAUCACGUUAUUUAGUUUCUUCGUUCUGUGAAACGUAUUUCUGCAUUUAACCUUCGUUGGAAAUUACACGCCCAUAUGUCAAACUGAAGGUGUACUGGUCUGUCUUAUCACGUGGACCAGACCAUUCCCCAAACCAUAGCACUGCGCUUUCCACCCGUACUGGGAACAGGAAGGAAAAGGGACAUACACCUGCUCUCGUGGAAACACGAUCAACAAACGAUGUGUUAAAACGGAAAAGGACUGCAAGUUUACUUGUCACUUCGUAAAUCUGUUUAGGCAUCCUGUCUCGCGCUGAACAGAGAGGUCUCGCUCUCUCUCUCUCGCUGCGUUCGGUGCUGUCUCGAGCUGAACAGAGAGGUCUCUCUCUCUCGUCGCGUUCGGUGCCGUCUCGUAGUUUUCCUGUGGCUUUCCGCGUCCUUCGCUCUCUCCACGACGAGGCUUUUCGGAGACACGGCGUUGGAUUACAGCCGGCAAAGGGGAAAAGGAGAGACAAACGGAAGGAUAAACGCGAAGGAAACCUGUGCUGUGCUGGUUGAAAUGAGCCAAAUGAUAGUCUUUGAAACCGUCUGAAUGCGCUCACUGCGGAGGAGAUGCCGGGCUGGAAGAAGAACAUCCCCUCCUGUCUUCAGGCAGAGGAGGAAACAGAUGAGGGGCCGUACUCAAAAUCCGCCAGCCUCUCCAGGCCGUCAGACGGGGCACUGGCCGUCAGGAGACAGAGUAUCCCAGAGGAGUUCCGGGGCUCCUGCAUGGUGGAGCUGAUGAAGAAGGAGGGCACCACGCUGGGGCUCACCGUCUCCGGCGGCAUCGACAAGGACGGCAAGCCCCGCGUGUCCAACCUGCGCCAGGGGGGCAUCGCCGCCAGGAGCGACCAGCUGAACGUAGGGGACUACAUUAAGUCGGUAAACGGGAUCAACCUGGCCAAAUUCCGCCACGACGAGAUCAUCAGCCUGCUGAAGAACGUGGGCGAGCGGGUGGUGCUGGAGGUGGAGUACGAGCUGCCGCCUGUCUCUCUCCAAGGCUCCGGGGUGGUGUUCAAAACGGUGGAGGUCACGCUGCACAAAGAGGGAAACUCCUUCGGCUUCGUCCUGCGAGGGGGGUCCCACGAGGACAGGAACAAGUCCCGCCCCGUCGUCAUAUCGACCGUCCGUCCAGGAGGCCCCGCGGACAGGGAAGGGACCAUCAAACCGGGGGACCGGGUGCUGAGCAUCGACGGGAUCCGGCUCCCGGGGGCCACGCACUCUGAGGCCAUGAGCAUCCUGAAGCAGUGCGGGCAGGAGGCCACGCUGCUCAUCGAGUACGACGUGUCCGUCAUGGAUUCGAUAGCCACGGCCUCUGGGCCUCUCUUGGUGGAGGUGGUGAAGUCCAUGGGGUCCAGCCUGGGUCUGGCGUUAUCUACCUCUGUGUACUGCAACAAGCAGGUCGUCAUCAUCGAGAAGGUCAAGCCCGCCAGCAUCGCCGACAGGUGCGGGGCGCUGCACGCUGGUGACCACAUCCUGUCGGUGGACGGCACCAGCAUGGAGUUCUGCACCCUGGCAGAGGCCACCCAGCUGCUGGCCAGCGCCUGUGAGCACGUGAAGAUGGAGAUCCUGCCCCACCACCAGACCCGGCUCGCCCUCAAGGGCUCCGAGCAAGUCAAGGUGCAGCGGAGCAACAGGCCGCUUCCCUGGGAGUCCUGCACCAACAGCAACAGCAACUUCCUCCCCUACCAGCACUAUAACACCUACCACCCCGACGCCCGGAGCCAGGCGUCCAAACACCAGAAAUCCUCUCCAAACAGCUUUACUCUGGGCUCUUCCUUCUCUCCGUCCUCCAUGAGCGCCUACAGCCUCAGCUCGCUCAACGUGAACACCCUGCCCCGCAACCUGUACCCCACCAGCCCCCGCGGCACCAUGAUGAGGAGGAAGCUGAAGAAGAAGGACCACAAGAGCUGCUUGUCCCUGGCCUCCAGCACCCUGGGCCUGUCCGGGCAGGUGGUCCACACCGAGACCACCCAGGUCACCCUGGUCAGCGACUCCAUCAUGGGCUUCGGCAUCCAGCUGCAGGGGGGCGUGUUCGCCACGGAGACGCUGAGCAACCCCCCGCUGAUCGCCUACAUGGACCCGGACAGUCCCGCGGAGAGGUGUGGGAUCCUUCAGAUCGGAGACCGCAUCCUGUCCAUCAACGGCAUCCCCACCGAAGACAGCACUCUGGAGGAGACCAAUCAGCUGCUGCGUGACUCCAGCAUCACCAGCAAGGUCACCAUGGAGAUUGAGUUCGACGUGGCAGAGUCCGUCAUCCCCAGCAGUGGAACCUUCCACGUUAAGCUGCCGAAGAAGCCAGGGGUGGAGCUGGGCAUCACCAUCAGCUCCCCGUCCAACAGGAAGCCGGGGGACGCGCUCAUUAUCUCAGACAUAAAGAAGGGCAGCGUGGCACACAGGACCGGUACCCUGGAGCUGGGGGACAAGCUCCUGGCCAUCGACAACAUCCGCCUGGACAACUGCUCCAUGGAGGAGGCCGUGCAGAUCCUCAACCAGUGCGAGGACCUGGUCAAGCUCAAGAUCCGCAAGGACGAGGACAACUCCGACGAACAGGAAGUCUCGGGCGCCAUCAUCUACACGGUGGAGCUGAAGCGCUAUGGCGGCCCGCUGGGCAUCACCAUCUCCGGCACGGAGGAGCCCUUCGACCCCAUCAUUAUCUCCAGCCUGACCAAGGGCGGCCUGGCAGAGAGGACCGGCGCCAUCCACGUCGGGGACCGGAUCCUGGCCAUCAACAGCAGCAGCCUGAAGGGCAAGCCGCUCAGCGAGGCCAUCCACCUGCUGCAGAUGGCGGGAGAGUCCGUCACGCUCAAGAUCAAGAAGCAGGGCGAGCUCGCGAGCCCCAAGCCGUCCUCUGGUUCGGGUCACAUGUCCGAGCUGAACGACAUGGAGGACGAGGGUCAGACGCUGCCGAAGCCGGGGAAGCUGCCGGACCUCUACACCGCCGGCGUCGCCAGCGAGGACAGCACCGUGGAGUCCUGGGACUGCUCCUCCGCCAACGCUGCCGCCAGUAACCCGGUCCCGGGGUACCAGGCCUCGGGGUACAGCUUCCACAGCCACGAGUGGAGAAGCGCCAAGGCCCGGAGCAGCACUUCGCCCGUCAGCGCCCUCCAGAGGAGCAGCAACGUCCUGCAGGACCUGGGCCUGAGCGACGACGACUGGGACCGCCCCAUCGCCAGCGGAACCACAUCGCUACCCACCGGCUUUAUCACAGAUAGCAGGUUCACCGUGGGGCAUGAUGGGACUGAGCCCGACCAGGAGGAGAACUUCUGGUCACAAGCGCUGGAGGACCUGGAGACCUGCGGCCAGUCCGGGAUCCUGAGGGAGCUGGAGGCCACCAUCAUGUCGGGCAGCAGCCUGAGUCUGAACCACGACCCCCCCGCGCCCCGCCCCCGCAGCCACCUGGGCCGGCAGUCCAGCUUCCAGGAGCGCAGCACCAGUCGCCCCCCCAGCGCCCCCGCCAGCCGCAGCAACACCCUGCCCAGCGACGUGGGCCGCAAGUCCUUCGCCAUGAGGAAGAUGAGGCAGGAGAUGAAGGACCUGCUGUCGCCUGUGCCCACGGAGCUGCACAAGGUGACGCUGUUCAAAGAGACGGACGUGGAGGACUUUGGGUUCAGCGUGUCCGACGGGCUCCUGGACAAGGGGGUCUACGUCAACAACAUCCGCCCCUGCGGACCGGCCGAGGUGGGCGGGCUCAAGGCCUUCGACAGACUGCUACAGGUGAACCACAUCCGGACCCGGGACUUCGACUCCUGCUUGGUGAUCCCGCUGAUCGCGGAGUCGGGGAACCAGCUGGACCUGGUGAUCAGCCGGGACCCCGUGGCACCCCCGCCCGCUGUAGAACUGUCCCAGCUCCCCACAGAGGCCCUGGUGGACUGGCCCGAGGCCGGAAACCAUGGCAACGGCCAGAUGAACUCCAGGCUAGUGGAACUGGAGGUCAGAGACUCCACCAAGACCUUAUAGCAGGGGGGGUGUGUGCAGGCUGGAGCCGUGGGACAGGCACCCAAACACCCCCCAACCCCCCCCUAAAACAAAACACCCCCACCCCAGGACUGUUCCCCAUGGUGCUAAUAUAAACCCUCUGGCACAGUUUCUCUGGGUAUAAUUGGGGGCUGGAGCACACUCACCAAAUUUACCCCCAAAACACCAGAGAACAAGCCAUGGUGAUGGAGAUCCCCCCCCUCCCCCUCCCCUUGAUGACCCAAUGAGACCCAUUCCCCGCCCACUUUCCUGUAAUGGUGUCCCCCCCC
Messenger RNA from Anguilla anguilla (European eel), 4395 nucleotides. RefSeq names its product glutamate receptor-interacting protein 1-like. Gene Ontology annotation, molecular function: nuclear glucocorticoid receptor binding. Bases 722 to 4108 code for a protein of 1128 amino acids. Lineage: Eukaryota; Metazoa; Chordata; Actinopteri; Anguilliformes; Anguillidae. The record is from RefSeq and is a predicted model, not a curated record. Gene Ontology annotation, biological process: neurotransmitter receptor transport, endosome to postsynaptic membrane. The transcript has 25 exons.